UUGCCAUGGAGUCAUCCAACCAGGGCGGGGCAGCUUCUCAAGGCUCUGGUUGUGUUGUCACUGUGAGAGAAAGGCACAGCGGGGCGGGGGAAAGGACAGAGGGAGAUAGCGAAACAGGUGGAGAGGAAGGGCAGAAAGAGAGUGGACUUGAAGGGAACAAGACGGUUGAGCAACAACAUGGUGGAGGACUGUUAAGAUCUUCAAAAACAGACCAAAUACAAGAGCAGAAGACAGAAAAAUACAGCUGUGGUGUGUCUUCGAAACACAUCAGUCACACCAGGAUGGAGAGUGACUCGUGUGACGAUAGCCAGAGUGACAGUGGAGUAUCAGCGGACUUCUCCCCAUGCAGCACUCUGGAGGGCAGCACCACCAUCCCUACAGGCUCUCCUGCAACUGUGCCCAAAGAGACCCCCAUUGAGAGGGAGAUCAGACGGGCCAUAGCACGUGAACAAAGCCUGAGAAGGUCGAGAGGGCUUCCAAAUCCACCCACUUCCCCAGAGUAUGUAGAUGUGCCUUUAAGGAAAACCGUUCUCAGCCAGCCGCUACCUGCCAAGUCUGAGAAGUGUCAAGGCAAAGACAGAGAGUUUGCAGGCAAAAAGAUGCAGCAUGAGAUCCACGAGGAGGCCCGGAGGGAGCAGGAUCUGGUCAAGCUUGGGAAAGUUCCAGGUUUCUAUGACAAAGGCACAGUUCGCCAACUAAAAGAGAGGCAACAGCUUUUUGAGGCCUUUCAGAAACCCAGUGACUCAACCUUGACUAUCUCAAGCAGGAGUAAGCCCACAUCCUGGUCCUCGGCCAGUGACAUUUCAACCCUGGAGAACCAGGAAGAUAUCUCAUCACAGGCAUCCACAGUAGGAGGCUCAGAUGUGGAGAGAAGACGAAGUUUAGAUCUUCUGAGUCCCUCACAGAGCCCCAACUCUGCCAAUAGCAGAGGUUCCACUUCUUCGACUCCCCGAGGACCAGGCUUCUCUGAGGGGACGAGCUGCCAGGUCGUCAUCUUAGAGAAUAACCUGAGUGUCCCAGCACAGAGGCUCUUCCAUGCCAAACAAGAGGCAGAGGCGGUCACAGCUGUCGACUCUGGAGCUCCUUAUGUCUCGCCUGGUGGGAUUAUAGAGAGAGAACAGGAGAAGGAGGAGGAGAUGGCACCCAAAGAGAACCCCUUUUUCAAGCUGCGCUCCUCCACGAAUUUAGUGGAAUUGGAUAUCCGGGAGGCUCAAGAGAGAGAAAAGGAGCUUCGGAAGCAGAGGAUCAGCCUGUAUGGGGGCACAGAGGGUGCAAAAGAAGGGGUGGGAGAAGCAGGAGGUAGUGGGAGGUCAUCAAGCAUGGAGGGAAAGAGUCCCAAGUUGUCUUCUUCUUCAUUGAAUGGACUGGCUGUUCCUGACUUACCUGGCUCAUCAUCCAGGGGGGGCGGAGCUGGAUCCCCAGCAGCACGUCAGUCCAUUGGCAAGUUCAGCGUGUGGCCCCCAGCCCAGGCUGAGGAAGAAAAGAUUCACCGGCCAGAGAGUCCCCGGACCCCCAGACAGAAGACUCCUCUUGUGCAACGCUGGGAGUCAGGCCUAGUCAACAGACACAAUGAGGAGGAUGACGACUGACAGAGCUAAACUAAGGAAACUAAGGAAGGGAGGAAGGUUUACGAAGACCAUAGUUGGAGGGCUGAAAGACUGUGACAUAAAAAAGAGGGAGCACUGAUGAAGAGGAGGAAUGUGAAGUGAGAAAGAGGUCAGGGAUUGAGGCUAGAAAAGGGGCCAGGUGGAUUGGGAGGAAAAGGAAAAAGGAUUGGUGGUGGACUGAAAACCCUGAAGAGUCCUUCAGUGAGGAAGAAAGAAAAAGGAGGAGGGGGGCCACCUAUUAGUGGAUAAGCACUUGGCCUGCUUCUGGUGCUGUUGGAUAACACAGGAAAACUCUGAGCCUAAUGAAUGUAAAAAGGCAAAUAUAAUAAUAAUAAUACAUUGCACUGGUGAAGAGAGAAAUGCAAAUUUAGUCGGAUUGGGAUUUUCAGACCCAAAAGAACUUCUCUACCAUUGGAUUUUUUUUUUUUUGAAAUAAUAAUGAGUUAUUAUUUGUUGAUGAGAAUAGUUUCAGUUACACAUAUAUAUAUUUAUAAUGUAUCUCAUAAUGAAAAAAAAAUAGUCACCACCCGUUUUAUGUUUUUAAGGGCGUGUUAAACGGAUAUACUAGUUUAUUACACCUUUACAAUCUAAUGCCAUCCAAUACAAUAGCUAUGCAAUAAAUCCUAUCUUAUUGUGGUCAUACUAUUCAGUUUUUAUUGUGUCAGAGAGAAUUUUAGAGGCUGCAGCUGGUGGUGGGGUUGUAUUUGACUGCAUCAUAAACAACACAUGACAUUAACACUCACUAUAGCCCUGAAAAGAGAAUUUACUGCAGGCUUAUUGUUUCGGAUCACAUUGUUGAGGUUUUCCUAAUGAACUGGUAAUUCAGUGUAUGUAGGCCACUGAAUUAUAGCACCUGUCUUAAUCCAUGAAUAGCUAGUUCCAUUUGGUUUGUUCAUUCAUCACUACUAAAAGGUGGAUUAUAGUGCAAUAAAGAACCUUCUUUAAAUCUGGAUUUCAGAACUGAAUGACGGUUCAUAAUACACACCUAAUACUUCGAUAAAAGAAGACUUGUAAUGUAAGACUUGUAAUAUUAUUAAUUGACGCAGCAGAUGUCGUACUUUGGAAUGAAACUUGAUAUGCAUAUUAUCUCAAUUAUCCAACUGAAUCAGACAUAACAUUAAUAUAUUCAGUGUUGGGCUCAUGUCCAUAUUGUCCUUAUGAUCUUAACCCACAGUGUUGUGUUGACAUUGGCUUUAUUUCAUCAGUGUUUGGGGUCCCGCAGACCAAAAAACAAAUAAAUAAAUACAAAUUAUUAGAGUAAUAGAAAAAUCAACAAAAUUUUUACUUCUAAUGUGUUUUCUUCUCUUUUUGUAAUGAAGUUGUAAUCAUUUCCUUUGUCACAA
Thunnus maccoyii (southern bluefin tuna) is the source of this 2950-nucleotide messenger RNA. It is a transcript of the gene misp3, whose product is annotated as MISP family member 3. NCBI's taxonomy places the organism in Eukaryota, Metazoa, Chordata, Actinopteri, Scombriformes, Scombridae. The record is from RefSeq and is a predicted model, not a curated record. Bases 6 to 1589 code for a protein of 527 amino acids. The transcript is spliced from 3 exons.